AUGAGCGAAGAGGACUGCUUAGAACUACAGGAAGACCUCGACAAGCUCCAGGAGUGGGCAGGCAAUUGGUUGCUAGAGUUCAACCCUAACAAGUGUAAGGUAAUGAGGAUAGGAAAUGAACACAUGACACCAGGGGGCGUCUACACCAUAAGGGAAGCCUCCACACACCCGCUGUCAGCCUCCACGCCCGCUGUCAGCCUCCACGCCCGCUGUCAGCCUCCACACCCGCUGUCAGCCUCCACACCCGCUGUCAGCCUCCACGCCCGCUGUCAGCCUCCACGCCCGCUGUCAGCCCCCACACCCGCCGUCAGCCUCCACGCCCGCCGUCAGCCUCCACGCCCGCCGUCAGCCUCCACGCCCGCCGUCAGCCUCCACGCCCGCCGUCAGCCUCCACGCCCGCCGUCAGCCUCCACGCCCGCCAGUCUUGACACCCCGAGCGGCACCGCUUCGCCCGGACCGCUCUGGUCCACCCGGUCCGGCUCCUGCCCCUCGCCCUGGAGCUCCCAGUCUGGUUCCUGCCCCUCGCCCUGGAGCUCCCAGUCUGGUUCCUGCCCCUCGCCCUGGAGCUCCUUGUCUGGUUCCUGCCCCUCGCCCUGGAGCUCCCACUCCGGUUCCAGCUCGGUCCAGGGCUCGCCCUGGAACUUCCAGUCCGGUUCCUGCCCCUCGCCCUGGAACUCACAGUCUGGUUCCUGCCCCUCGCCCUGGAGCUCCCAGUCCGGUUCCUGCCCCUCGCCCUGGAGCUCCCAGUCUGGUUCCUGCCCCUCGCCCUGGAGCUCCUAG
Molecule: messenger RNA, 780 nt
Organism: Procambarus clarkii (red swamp crayfish)
Lineage: Eukaryota; Metazoa; Arthropoda; Malacostraca; Decapoda; Cambaridae
Source: RefSeq, a predicted model, not a curated record